AGUUCGUCACCCAUCCGAGCAAGCACGAUGGCGCUGCACUCCGCUCUUGCUCGCGCCGUUCGCCGGCCAUCGCGUAUGCGUGGCUUCGCCUCCAUGGUUAAGACGACCGACCCUGCCAUCACGGCGCAGCUCGCGAUGUUUCCGGAGCUCAAGGAGAGCCAGGACUUGAUUGCAUCCUCGCAGCCCGCCCGCGCAGUACCGCCGCUGCGCCGCAUGCUGCAGGUGUGCGAGUCGUUCUCGCCGGCGCUCGCGACCGAGACGGCAUGGCUGCUCGGCCAGGUCCAUGCGUCGCUCGGCGAAACGAAGGACGCGAUUGCGCUCUUCCAAAAGGACGCGGUGCACGGAAAGGAGCAAUGUAUCCGCGUCGCGCUGCUUGCCGGCGACGUCGCCCUCGCACGCAGCCUCUUGUCCAAGCCAGGCGCGAUGAGCGCAGACAACGAAGCACUGUAUUUGCCGUUGAUCGACUGGCUCGGCGGCCACCCGAUUUCGGCUGCCAUCGCGUCGACGGAGGCGUACGCCAAGGCCACCGAGGCGCUCUUGGUGCUUGCCACGCACGCGACGAUUGACAAGGAAUCGCGAAAGCUCACGCUUGACGAGGACAUUGCCAGCCAAGUCAUUGCCGCGUGGACAGCGGUCGUCGACGACGCCGCAACCGACGACGCCCUGCGGGCGCACGUGCAUGCCAACCUCGGCGAGCUCUACUUGCUGCACGCCAAGUAUGAAGAAGCCAUGGAGGCGCUCUCGUAUGCGCUCAAGUACCAAGAAACGCAGCCGGCGCUCUCGCUGCACUUGGCGCGGACGCUUGUGCUCCUCGCGACGGGCUACCACCGCUUGGGGAAGGCCGUCUCGGCCGAGGGCCUCUUUACGACCGCGCUGGAGACGUACGAGCGCAGCAAGCUGCAGACGUCGAUCGAGUUGGCCGCGGCGGCCAAAGCACACAUGGCGUACGGCGACCUCCUCUCGCAAUGGGAGCGCCGCGAAGCUGUUGGCGCCAAGCACUUGGCGGCUGGCCAGGCGCAGCUCGGCGCGACGCCGUAUCUCUGGAGCUUUGUCUACUUGCCCUUGUAA
This is a messenger RNA of Saprolegnia parasitica CBS 223.65, 1068 nucleotides long. RefSeq lists its product as hypothetical. NCBI's taxonomy places the organism in Eukaryota, Oomycota, Saprolegniomycetes, Saprolegniales, Saprolegniaceae. Gene Ontology annotation, molecular function: protein binding. The transcript has a single exon. The record is from RefSeq and is a predicted model, not a curated record. Bases 28 to 1068 code for a protein of 346 amino acids.